CACUCUGGUAAGCCCUCUUGUGGUUACAAGGCUGACAACGAUGAUAUGGUUGCUGCUCUCUCUCACAAGCGUAUGCCUAAGCACGGCCACGGUAAGCCUUGUGGUGAAAAGGUCAAGGUUCACUACAAGAAGAAGUCCAUCACCGUCAAGGUUAUCGAUACUUGCGACGGUUGUGGUAGAAAUGAUAUUGAUCUUUCUCCUGCUGCUUUCAAGAAGCUCGACCACAAGAAGAAGGGUGAACUCAAGGUCCAAUGGGAAUUCAAAUAAGAUAUCCAACUGGUUUGAUCAAGCUACCUUAACAUCUUCUGAUCUAUGAUUCUAUUAUUCAACGCUAGCCGUUUUGUAUACAAACUAGCCAAAAACUCUGUACUAUUCAUUAACGCAUUUGUUCAUUUAUUUAUAUUAUUAUUCAUGUACCUUACUAUCGUAAUAAACCGAUCUAGGCAGAGCCCGGAUCAAAUACUUCGUAACUUAGUAAUCGCACUUUGUGUUUGUUUCUACUUGAGCUCUAUCUUUUUGAUCGGAUAUCUCUUUAAAAAACUGCGGAUGUGGUUUCAUACUCACAAAAGCUAUCGGACAAACUGCAGCUUCCAUUUUGCCUUAGGAUUGAUUUCCAGACAUUUUAAAGCAAUUUUUUUGAUACCGACUUUCAGGUACCAAAACCUUGACAGAAGACACGAAAAAACCUUAUUCUAUUUUAAACUUUUGCAGGUACAGCAUUUGCAACCUAUAGCACAUUAUGUCAUUGUCGAUUCCCCUACAUUCAUUACAGGCUCAACAUAGCCUAGCUUCUUUUGGAAAGAACUAUCAUCGUGGAACUUUUCUGAGAUCUUUUAAUUGAGUUCAUGAAAGAUUUGAAGGCCUAGAUCAGA
Mycotypha africana is the source of this 872-nucleotide messenger RNA. RefSeq lists its product as uncharacterized. Lineage: Eukaryota; Fungi; Mucoromycota; Mucoromycetes; Mucorales; Mycotyphaceae. Bases 313 to 783 code for a protein of 156 amino acids. The transcript has 2 exons. The record is from RefSeq and is a predicted model, not a curated record.